GUCAGUAUACACACAGAGAGUCGUCCUGUGAGCAGAGUUGCUGUUGAACUGUACCAAGUUAUAGCACCUAGAGCGUCUCAUUCUGACACUGUUUAGAAGGGUGAACAGAAGCGAAAGAAGGACUUUGAAGAAUGUAUACAUCGUUCUGAAACUAUCGCUGCAGCUGAAGAUAAUAUUUUUUUCGCGGUAGGCUACAAGCAGGAGUGCACGUUGUUACGUUUGUUUAGGGGCACGCUUCUAUUCCAGAGACUCUUGUUUCCGCUUCGGAGGUUAUAAGGAUUUCCCAACCUAGUAAGAAACUUUUCUCCGAGUUUUACAACUGAAAGAAGGAGAGAGGGCAGAAACACACUUCUCUGUCAGUGUGAGUAGCCUACAAGAGACCUUUCUAGCAUAGUUUUUGGUUUAUAUUCUAUGUCUAGAAAAAUGGAAACUACCUUCUACGAGGACUCGCUCAACUCUUUCUCCCAGCAUGAGAAACCGGGCUACGGAUGCAACCCCAAAGCACUGAAACACAGCAUGACACUGAACCUGGCCGACCCAACCAGCACACUCAAACCUCACCUCCGGGCUAAAGCCAGCGACAUCCUCACCUCUCCGGACGUGCAGCUCCUCAAACUGGCCUCCCCAGAGUUGGAGCGGCUCAUCAUCCAGUCCAGCAACGGCCUGAUCACCACCACACCUACCCCGACGCAGUUCCUCUGCCCGAGGAACGUAACUGAUGAGCAGGAGGGCUUUGCCGAGGGAUUUGUUAGAGCUCUGGCGGAGCUCCAUCAUCAACAUGUCUUGCCCAAUGCACCCGGGGUCCCAGUCACCUCCGCUGGGCAGACAAGCAUCAACAACCCGACAAUACUCCCACCUGUUUCCGCCUUGACCGGGAGCACUGUUUAUAACAACAACAUAACCAUGCGCUCUGAGUCGCCUGUCUACGAAGACCUGAACACGUUCACCCCGGCUAUCACCACCAACUCAGCCCCGGGUUACACCACCUCAGCCCCAGCUAUGAGCUUUCCCUCUGCCCCGCCACAGCUCCCUGUCUAUGGGCAGCAGUCUCACCCCCAUCCCAGGCUCACUGCCCUGAAAGAGGAGCCCCAGACCGUGCCUGAGAUGCCCGGGGAGACCCCUCCUGUCUCCCCCAUCGAUAUGGAGAAUCAGGAGAGGAUCAAAGCCGAGAGGAAGCGCAUGAGGAACCGUGUCGCCGCCUCCAAGUGCAGGAAGCGGAAGCUGGAGCGCAUCUCCCGACUGGAGGACAAGGUGAAGAACCUGAAGACUCAGAACUCCGACCUAGCUUCCACAGCAAAUAUGCUGAGGGAACAGGUCGCCCAGCUCAAACAGAAGGUGAUGAACCAUGUCAACAGCGGCUGUCAACUCAUGCUGACGCAGCAGCUCCAGACCUUCUGAGGAGGAGAGGACACUUGGA
Coregonus clupeaformis (lake whitefish) is the source of this 1417-nucleotide messenger RNA. Its product is annotated as transcription factor AP-1-like. The record is from RefSeq and is a predicted model, not a curated record. The coding region runs from base 412 to 1398 and encodes 328 amino acids. Lineage: Eukaryota; Metazoa; Chordata; Actinopteri; Salmoniformes; Salmonidae. Gene Ontology annotation, molecular function: transcription factor binding; RNA polymerase II cis-regulatory region sequence-specific DNA binding; DNA-binding transcription factor activity, RNA polymerase II-specific. The transcript has a single exon. Gene Ontology annotation, biological process: regulation of transcription by RNA polymerase II; regulation of cell population proliferation; regulation of cell cycle. Gene Ontology annotation, cellular component: transcription regulator complex.